GCUUUUCUCCGGGUGUUGUCCUCCUUCGCCUUACAAGGCUGCGCGCGAAGCUCCCCCUCCUCCUCGUUGUAGGUGGCAGGGGGCGGAGCUCCUCGCUCGAAGGUUUUGGGACCCUGCCUGGCCCUUCCCUCCUAAAACCGAGCGCGGCGGCCGGAGCUGGUCCUGCGCUCCCGAGCCAAGCCGCCGCCGCGUGCCAAGCAGCUGCAGAGAGGCCGCGCUUUGCAGCUUCCAUGUGUGCCCGGGCCGGAUCGGCGCAGGCAGUUUCCAUCGGGGAUGAAGAAGUAACAAGAAGGAGUUCCAUCUCUGCCAUUCCAGGAAUCUUAAUGAUAAAAGUAGUGAGUGUGAUGGCACUUAUGGAAGAUUUCCUUGGACUCCAAGUUUCUCAGGACUGAGGAACUACCCACAGUUCUUCAAAACCAGUAUAUCAGGUGGCAGAUUUCGUUCCAAGUUCCCUUGGGUCAUCAUGACUGGGAGAAUGGCCUCUAGCCUUACUUGUACUGGAGUGAUCUGGGCCUUGCUUUCCUUCCUCUGUGCUGGAGCCUCCUGUGUGGGUUUCUUCAUGCCUUAUUGGCUGCUGGGUUCUCAGCUGGAGAAGUCAGUCUCUUUUGGCACUUUCCGGAGAUGUUCUUAUCCUGUUCGAGAUGAGAGCCGCCAGAUUACAGUAAUGGUGGAUCAGUGUGGACGCUAUGCAUCCUUCCAGGCCAUUCCCAGUGUGGAAUGGCAGAUCUGCACAGUGGUGACCGGUUUGGGCUGUGGCCUCCUCCUCCUGGUGGCCCUCACUGCACUUAUGGGAUGCUGUGUGUAUGAGCUCAUCUCCAGGACUAUAGGCAGGGUGGCUGGAGGCAUCCAAUUCUUGGGAGGUUUAUUGAUUGGUGCUGGAUGUGCUCUCUAUCCUCUGGGCUGGGACAGUGAAGAAGUCCGACAAGCCUGUGGCAACCUUUCCAGCCAGUAUGAACUAGGCACCUGUGAAAUUGGCUGGGCUUACUACUGUACAGGAGGAGGAGCUGCAGUGGCAAUGUUGAUAUGCACUUGGCUGGCCUGUUUCUCUGGCAAGAAACAAAAACAAUAUCCUUAUUAAAGCCAGAAAAACAACAGAACAAAAUGAACCAGUUUUGGGGAUGGGGGUGGGGGGAACAGUUUGUAAGUUUUCUUGAGAAGAUGCAUACUCUUAAUUGUAGCCAGGUAAAUGCAAACAAGUCAGUGAAGUUGGAACUGAUGUGUGACGCUGUGAAUAGGAAGGAGGUUCUCUGGCUCUUAAGGAGAACCUCAAGCCGAGAAUCCUCAGGGGCUGGGCACUAACUGCAUUCUUCCUAGCCGGUUAUGGGCAUAGUCCAACAACAAGAAGUAACCCCUGUCAUGAAGUGAUGGAAUUUUAGCACACCCUCAGUUGAAGAGAGUUAAAGAACACUGUCUUCGAACACAGCAUUUGGCCUUAGAAAGGUUUCUCUGCCGUGUCAGCAAAUAGGGAAGAAAGGGAGCGUUCCUUCCCCGUUUUGUAACCUGCUUGACUGAGCAAGUGCCAGUUUUCCUAAAGCGUGGUUGUCACAUGCGUGUACAUAGGGAGCCCUGUUUUCAGGCCUUAACACAGUUUGCCUUUAAAGGCAUCCCAGGCUGGUGGAUUGGUCCCCUGCGGAGUAUGAUUUGUUGAAUUUAAUCCGAAAGAGGCAGGGGCCUUUUUUGUGAGACUCUUUGAAAGCACAGCUUCCUACAUUUGCACAGACACUUUUCCUUCAAACACACACAACAAAUGGUAGCCUCAUGGAUCAGUUUUUUAAAAAAAAUGUAUAGCCUUCAGACAUUUGACCAAUCUGCCUGUGUGUGUGUGUGUGUGUGUGUGUGUGUGUGUGUGUGUAACAAAGCAGUUUGAGUAGUAAAUUGCUGUGGCAGUCACUGUUACUCAGGCACAUUUCUAAAACCAACAAAAAUCUUUUCACCUCUACCUAAAAAGCACAGAAAUCUACUCCAGACAUUUCUCUGUCUUGACCAACGCACGUCUCAGCUCAUUGCUUCAUUUACAGAUUACAUACAGAUUUGGCCAAAUUACCUAUUUUAUAAAAGUCUGGGUAGUGAGACACAACUGCUUUUUCAUAUUUAAAAAAAAAGAUUUUAUUGGACAGUUGGAAACAGAAAGUUGGCAGGUGUGGAAUGAAUUCAACACCACAUUAAUAUCCUCUUCAACUUCCAAAUGCCCCCAUGAGGCAGAAUUCAUGUCAGUAAAAGCUAUCAUAAGAUAUUUACCUAUAGUGUGAAGUGUGAUCAGACCUAUUUUUUUCACACUAUCGCACACGUUCAAAAGAUUUUUCAUCCAGUUGUGCAAAGCCACAUACAUCUUCCCAAUAUAUUUUCCCCUGAACUUCUUUUUUUAGAUUUAUAUUUAUUAAGAUCUUUUUUUCAUAGAAUAAAAGACAAAUCAAAAGAAGAAAAAGGGAAGAAGUUCAAGAAAUAAAAAAGAGAAAAAACUAAAGUUAAGGAACAUAUGACUUCCAACCUUUUCAACAGAUAACUACAAUCUUCUUAUCCCUCCUCCCUCUUACAAGUCUCUUCAGCCCCUUAUUUAAUCCAUGUUUCUUAAUCUUCACCCAUGUAUUUUCCCCUGAACUUCCAUUUCCAUCUGUGAUCAGCUACGUAAGCAUACGUGCUCUACCCCUUUUUCGUAAGCCUGAAGCAUAGUACGUACAAACCUUCCUCCUUUGUCAGGUCGUUAAAACAAGAACAAGGGAACAUUUCUCCUCUACUCUACUCCAAGCUUUCCCUCUUCCCAUUCCCUUGGAGAGAAUUAACGUAAGAUAUAAAUAUGCCCUUUUCUCCUUUCUUUCCUUCACAUAUUCACAGGGAAGGGCAACAGGGGAAACGCCACUACCUCUGUGGCUGCUCAUAACUCUCACGUGAAGGGAAGGGCUGCACAAGGCUUGCUGCAAUGUGGAGUUUCCUUUAUGUGGACAGAGCACACCUAUUUUGGUGAUGCACAAGGCCAUGGAGUCAGGCCACCACUUUUACUGGGCUGGUUUUAUUUCAUUGUGAGCACUAUAUUCCCUGCAUAUUUUAUCGUUGCUAAUGGGGUGCAAAACCUCCAACCCAGAUUGUUCCAGUCCAUUCUGAAUGUUUCAGAAGGGAUCGGAUCUGCAAACAGCCAGUAUCAGAGUCGGAACAUUCAGGGACAAAAUGCUUUGCACAUCCCACUCGAUUGCAUUGUGGGGAAAGACCCUCUAAUACCAAUACUGUGGAGUAGAGCAACUGCAAUAAAUACCCUGUGCACUUAGUUUUUGUGUGCACGCGUGCGUGAUAAAUUUGAAUUUCAGUAUUAUGCCACAUUUUAAACAAACAAAAGCUCUAAUGGACUUAGGGACCAUUUUUCCAGUAUUUUAUAUAGUAUAGGUAUGUGUGUUCUCAAGUUUUAUUAAUGUCAUUUUCAGACCUAUAUCAAUUUUAUUAAUCUCAACAUUUUCAAUGUUAUUAAAAAUGCAAUAUUAUACUCAGCAUAUGUAGCCUUUUAGCUAAGAGUAUUCCUACCAAGGGACAGUUCUGUCCAGUGACACUAAUGUGUGUGGCACAGUAAAAUAUUACCACUUAUGCAAGAGCAAUGAAAAGCAUCUUCCAGUUUUUAUUACUAAUGCUGUUAGUAAUUAUUGUUGUAUUGUGCUGUAUUGUUUAUUUUAAUAUUCAUUUUUAUAAUGCAAUAUGUACUAUUUUGUUAGUACUUUAGAAUCUGUAUAAAUAAAUGUCUUCUUCAA
Messenger RNA from Candoia aspera, 3731 nucleotides. RefSeq names its product LHFPL tetraspan subfamily member 6 (gene LHFPL6). The transcript is spliced from 4 exons. Gene Ontology annotation, cellular component: membrane. The record is from RefSeq and is a predicted model, not a curated record. Lineage: Eukaryota; Metazoa; Chordata; Lepidosauria; Squamata; Candoiidae. Bases 464 to 1078 code for a protein of 204 amino acids.